Molecule: messenger RNA, 999 nt
Organism: Etheostoma cragini (Arkansas darter)
Lineage: Eukaryota; Metazoa; Chordata; Actinopteri; Perciformes; Percidae
Gene: psmg1
Product: proteasome (prosome, macropain) assembly chaperone 1
Exons: 7
Coding region: 96-938 (280 amino acids)
Biological process (GO): proteasome core complex assembly
Cellular component (GO): endoplasmic reticulum
Molecular function (GO): proteasome binding
Source: RefSeq, a predicted model, not a curated record
GGCUUUCGGUGGAAGUGGCGGAUGUGUAGCUGCUUGUCUUGUCUGGUCUACUAUCCAGCCGAGCUUUCGCUUUUCCUCUGGUAAACUCAGUGAUUAUGGCAACGUUUUUCGGUGAAGUGCUGUCGGUGUAUUCUCGGGCCGUGGAUGAAGAUGAAGAGGAGCUCGAUGAAGAUGAAGAAGAUGGAGAAAUCCGCAGAGAGCUGGAGGAAAAGAGGACGGUUAAUCUGCACUGGAGCCCUGAAGUCUCUGAGUCACUGAAGUCCGGAAACAAGUUGCAAUGUUCCGACUUCAUCCUCGCUGUGGGACACAACGCUGCCAGGUUUCUGUCAGUGUACGUUCUCACCUCUGAAAACUGGGACGCGGUGGGACAUGCAUCAGUGUGGAACGAGAGGAGCCGGGCAGGAACUGGGAUAAGCAGCGAGGAGGAGACAGCAUGUGCUUUCUACAGACACAAGGACAACCCAUCAGUUUUGAUAUGCCAAGCGACUUGCUACAUUGCAGAAGACCAGCUCUUUCAGUGGACAGAAAAGGUUUUCAACUGUUUGCAGCACAGAGACCUGAAUGUGACUGUGCUGUCCGACAGCUCUGUGCCUGAGUACAAGACAGCAGACUAUCUGUGCUAUAGCUCUGCUCCCUUCCUACGCUCUCUCCACACCGGUGCUUUCAGUGGUCAGUCUGUCUGCCAGUCCCUGGAGCAACCCAACAUAGUUACUGGACUUCCAGCUGCAGUACUGAACCAGUGCGAGGUCCACCGCAUCGCCGCUGUUGUGUAUCAGUGUUACAGUGAUGUCACUGGCCCUGACUCUGUCGCCAUGGAGACCUACAAACCUGCACUAACCAAGCUCAGCAAGUCAAUACAGUUCGACCCGUCUCCAAGCACAGACGUCCUCCGCAAGUUUGCCAGAACCACCAACAUUCAGAGUAAUCUUUAUAUCUGACCAUGUCCAUGUUGCACACAUUUAAUUAUAGUCAUUUUUUUAAAUAAAGAAAUUAAGUAAA